CACCGGGUCCAGGCUGCAGAUUCCCCGGCACCCAGCGAUCGCUGGGGAAAGCUCACAGGGGAGAGACCUGUAUGGAAUGCUGCUUUGUAUUUCUCUGUACAGCAGAGAAAUACAAAGCAUUAUGUUUCCCUAGUAAAACACACACAGCACAUAACCUAAAACAGCACACAGUUAACCCUUUGAUUGCCCCAGAUGUUAACCCUUUCAUGCCCAGUGCCAUUAGUACAGUGUCAGUGCUUUUUAAUAGCAUUGAUCACUGUAUUAGUGUCAUUGGGAUGUCAGUGGCAGUUAGUCAGUUCCCACCAAAUGUCAGAAUGCACACCACAGUACCGCUA
This is a messenger RNA of Staurois parvus, 335 nucleotides long. The record is from the annotation of a GenBank genome assembly. Lineage: Eukaryota; Metazoa; Chordata; Amphibia; Anura; Ranidae.